Molecule: messenger RNA, 2336 nt
Organism: Saccostrea cuccullata (small rock oyster)
Lineage: Eukaryota; Metazoa; Mollusca; Bivalvia; Ostreida; Ostreidae
Exons: 12
Molecular function (GO): Notch binding
Source: RefSeq, a predicted model, not a curated record
CUGUCUGUGAACCUCGCUGUCAGAAUAAUGGAAGAUGUGUUGGUCCGAAUUCAUGUCAGUGUAACGGAUACUCAGGAGUUAGAUGCGAUCAACCUAUAUGUGAUCCACCUUGUAUGAACGGUGGAACGUGCACGAGGUCACGGUCAUGUUCCUGCAUCUCGUCCUACACAGGGUCUCACUGUUCAAUCCCCGUGUGUAAUCCCAGUUGCAUAAAUGGAGGCACGUGCGUUGCUCCCAACAAGUGUAUGUGUACGGCAACUUACACAGGAGCUACAUGUGAAAUACCCUUAUGUUCAUACCACUUGCCUUGUUUUCCUGGAACAUGCACCGAUUCUAUCCACUGUCAGUGUAAAGAAGGUUUUAGUGGCAAUUCUGGAUUAGACUUAUGUAGAUCAAUGACGUCAUUGGCGAGUCCCACGAUAAGUCAGUGCAGCUCUUUCCUUGCCAACAUAGAGAGAACUGGACAAAAGAGAGAACUCUAUAAGUUUAUGGCUGAUUCCUCUGGAACAAAUUCCACCGGGAUCAGCACGAGGUGGGUGAACCGUAAAGACUACAACUUCAUCAACGUACAGUUCUCUGCAACAUUUCAAAAUCUACAUGGAGUGAAUUCUCCGGGGUAUAUCGACGAUUUUAAGUUUGGGAUUGUGUCGGGAAUGAUCCAGAUGGAUUUAAGCAAAUCGGAUAGGAAUGAUUCAUCAAAGGCAUUUAUAAGCAUAAACAGUACAAUUCUUAAAUGUCCAAAUAAUCCUGGUUCCAUUUCACCAAAUGAGGACGUAUUUUGGUGCAACUUAACAAAUGCAAAUUUUGACCGACUUCUGGAACAUGGGGACAACUUGACUUUAACAGCCAUUGCAACAAAUGGAGGAUAUCGAAAGCUUAAAACACCAGAUGGAGAUCGUGUGAACACAUUUAUCGGACAAAAUGCCAGCAAAAGCACACAAUUUCUAUUCGAUUUAGUGAACCCCAAUCACUGUUUGCUGCAUGGAAAAUGUCAAGCAAUAGCCUUCAACGUUGAAGAAGAUAUAACCAAGCAUGCAAUCCAUUUUUCAUGGAAUGGUUGGGUUGACAAUAUGUCAGGAAUAGAAAAGUACGUGAUUCAGAAGUAUCUACUAGAAGCUGACAAUGAAGUUCCACCAAAACUUUGUGAAAAAGAUCCUUGGAGGCCAUUGGAGACCUUUGAAUUAAAUAGAACAUCCUCAUCAUUCGUGCAUUUACCCGAAAAACCUGGAAUGUACUCCUUCCUGCUAAAUGUCGUUGAUGCCGCAAAUAACACCGAAUAUGCUCGAACUUUGGUUUUAUAUGAUCCAAUCUCUAAAAUAACCGUGCUGAACACAACAUCAACAAGAAUUAAAGUAACGAGUGCAAAAGAAGAAACAGGUUACAUGUGGCAGGAUAAUUUAGAUGGAAUGAUUGAAAUUUCUUGGAAAAAACAUUUUCAAAAUAAAUUUCAUUUUGAGAACAAAUUGCUUAAUCCCGUGAAACCUUAUAAGUACUUUGAAUUCACAACAAAUAUUAAAAAAUAUGUAAAUCCUAGAAUGGAGGAUUUAGAUGGAAAUAGAACACUAAAAGGAAUUCAGAAUAUUUAUGGCAUAACCAAAUUUGAAUAUGCAUAUAAACACGGGAAUCUGGGAAACGCAACACCUGUUUUCUGGACCCAAGUGAAUGAUUCUCUUUCAGAAACUCAAACCUUUUUUGUUUCAAGACAAAACGGCGAUAUCAUUAAUAUAUGGAUAAGAGCAACAGAUGUUAUGGGUAAUACGAAAAUAGGGGUGACGCCUUUGUACUUUGAUUCCUCUCCACCAACGCAACUGACGCAUAAUGAUGUUAUAUUUUCACCAAAUUUAAACUUAACGACAUAUGCAUUCUCAAGUCGUUUACAGAUCGAUGUGAGUGACGUAGAAAGUGGAAUUGCUACAAUUUAUUGGAGAUUGAUUGCAAUGGACAGUGGAAUUGUAUUUAAAUCUGGGAAUAUUACUGGAAACAAAACUCUGAACAAUCCUGGACUUAGAAAUGGAUAUCAAAUUGCUACUGGAGAAUACUUCUACAUAAGUCAUUUCCUAGAUGUAAAUAAUUGUUGGAUGGUUGUGUCAAAAGAAAACUUUCCCACAGAGUCUGUUUUGCUUGAAUUAAUUGUAUCUAACAUGGCAAUGAAAUCCAUUAGUUUUAACACAACGAUAUCGGACCUGAAAUCUCUUGAUGGAAUGGACGAAUAUUCUGGUCCAAUGCAUCUACUUUUAGAAAUCAUGGAUCAUUUACAGAUAAUAGAUUAUUACAGAAUUGUAAAUCCUGACAAAAAAGAUAUACACUUGGAGAAGAAUUUAGACUUUGAUAAAUGA